Messenger RNA from Penicillium subrubescens, 924 nucleotides. RefSeq names its product SDR family oxidoreductase. Lineage: Eukaryota; Fungi; Ascomycota; Eurotiomycetes; Eurotiales; Aspergillaceae. The record is from RefSeq and is a predicted model, not a curated record. The transcript is spliced from 3 exons. Bases 1 to 924 code for a protein of 307 amino acids.
AUGACCCUCAAGUAUCUCAUUACCGGUGCUACGGGCGGUCUUGGCUCUCAAGUGCUUUCCUACCUCGUCGCCAACGUCCCCGCAUCAGAAUACGCGGCCGCUUCUUCAAGCGAAGCAAAUCGCAAGCGAUUUGAAGACAAGGGAAUCGCAUUCCGGGUGGUCAACUACGAAGAUCCCGAGGGCCUGGAGGCCGCUUUCCAAGAUGUUGAGAACCUGCUGUUUGUGAGCACCAAUACGUUUGACGUCGCGAAGCGGGAGAAACAACAUCAAAACGUUGUCGAUGCGGCGAAGAAGAUGAAUGUCAAGCAUGUCUGGUAUACGUCCCUCGCGUUUGGCGGGUUCGGGUCCUCCGAUGCAGAUGUGCAAAGUGCCCAUUUGCUGACCGAGGAGAUGCUGCGCAAGUCUGGCCUCAAUUACACCUCCAUGCGCGAGGGCCUUUACACCGACGCAUUCCCCGUCUUUAUGAACUGGUAUCCCAGCACUUCGGUCAUGCAUCUAACGACUGACGGGCCUAUUGCCUUUACCCUGCGUGCAGAGCUGGGCGAAGCCACCGCCCGAUUGAUGAUUCGAGGCGGUCACAACAAGCAGAUUGUUCUCCUAACAGCUCAGGAAACCAUCACUUUCUCGGAGGUCAUCGAUGUUAUCAACGAGACCACGGGUCGAAACGUGCGGGUCGAGUUCGUUUCCCCGGAGGAGUUUGUGCGAUUGAAGGCUACCGAUGACGAAGGCGGGAAACCAGAGGCAUUUUUCCAGAAGCUGGUGUCGUGGCAUCAGUCGAUUGGCAAGGGAGAGGCUGCGACGACGGAUCCGUUGAUGGCGGACUUGCUGGGGAGAGAGCCCACCCCGGCCCGAGAGGCGAUCCGGGGAUUUUUGAGGGAGAAUCGCGACUAUGAGUGGCAUCAGAACUAUGUGAAUCGAGGUUAG